UCUGCCUUACUUUUUCAUUUUUAACUUUUACGGAUUCUUAACUCCUGGAAUUCUUGUUGACGCACGCGCAGCUUGAGCUGGCUUCUGCCGGGCACAGGUUGCCCCUGACAACGAGUUGGGCCAAACAAUUGGCCGAGUUGUUGUUGGGCAACUUUAGAGGCAUUUUAGGAGGCGAACAUGUCUGACCAGGAGCUGGACGCAGCCGUGAUUAAGGCCACGCAGCAGAGCCUGGGCAAGUACAUAAAGAAGCCGCCGCUGACGGAGAAGCUGCUCAAGAAGCCGCCGUUUCGCUACCUCAUGGACAUCUUCACGGCGUUUAUAAGGGAAACGGGCUGCUUUGAGGGUCUCUACACGCCGGAGGAGCAGCUCUUCGAGAACAUCAACGAUCGCAAUGCCAAGACGCGCUUUCUGCAAAAGAUGAUCGAUGUCACAAAGCUCACCACGAAGCGGGAGCUGAAGGUGCGCACCUCCAAGAUUGUCGCCGGGCACGAGCCGAAGCUGACCAACGAGCUGCUGCAGGCGAUGGCCAGCGUGAUGGAGCAGCAACUGGACUGGCGUGAUGCAGUGCAGCAGGUGCUGGCCAGCGACCAGAGCGAGCCCAAGCCAAACAAAUCCGGCGACAAACCGAAAGCGAGCAGCAAACAAACGUCGCCAACUGCCAAGGAGCAGCUCACGCAGCGCAGAGAGAAGCGCAUAUCGCCGCAGGAGCAGAAGCUGCGCAAGGCCACAGAUCAGGCAGCGCGUGCCACGCCCACCGAAAAGGCGCCGGCAGCACAGCAACGCCGGCCGAAGGCCUCGCCGGAAGCGCCAAAACCGAAGCCAAAGCUGAGCAAGCAGAGCUCCAAGCAAAAGAGUCCAUCGCCCGUGAAGCCCAAGCAACAAGCUUCGACGGAGGGGGAACAGGCGUCCAUGUCGCCAGCACCUGCCGUCAAGCUUGCCUCACCAGCGUCCUCGCCCAAGGCAGGCGCCGUGAAGAGCGCCUCACCCAAGGCCGAGCCGCCGGCAGCUGUGGAGCCGGUCAAGGAGCCGCCUCCAAGUACUGCGGCAGCUGAGCCCGCGGAGCUGGAGCUGGAAAGCCGCAAAUCCUCCAGCAAAAGUCGACGCUCCAGCGCUAGCCAGCGACAGGCCGUAGUCGAGGCGGUCUCCCCGGACCCGGCCAAGUCCCCCAACGAGGAACAGAGCACGGCCUUAGCCUCGACUCAGCCGGCGGACGCCAACAACAACAGCGGAGAACCCAAGCGGGAGCGUGAGGGCACCUUCACGCGCGAUAACUCCAAGGAGUCAAAUGGCCCGUUGACACGUCCGCGCACCUCGUUGCGUCCGCCCAGCGCCCGGCCGGCCUCGGCACGGCCGGGCGCACCGCGACGACGGAAUGUGGAAAUUGUGCUGCAGCCAAACGAUCAGCUCAAGAUGAACGGCAUCAAUGUGAAGCUGGAGACGUUUGGCGAUUUCGAUGAUGACGGCGAGAAUCUGGUGGUCAUCGAGGAUGCCCACGCACAUGACAUAGAUGCGGGCACGGCGAGCGUUGGAGCUCUGGAUCCGGAGGCUAAUCAGGGUCGUCUGGUGCAGCAAAUCCUGGAGACCCAAAAGGAGCUCGUGCAGCAGGGCACCGACUCCGGCAAGGAGGAGUCCCAGCAGAAGCCUCAAUCAUCCGCCACGCGCCAGAGCUCCGCGCGCCAAAUGAACGAUCUGCGCGACAUCAUACAGACCCUCACGAAGUCAGUGAAUCCUCUCGGCAAGCUCCUGGACUUUAUACCCGAAGACAUCGAUGCCAUGCAGCUGGAGCUGAGCAUGUGGCGCGAGACAUACACCCAGGCCGCGGCGGAGCUGAAGCGAGAGCGAAGCCUCACAGCGUCCGCCACGGAGCCCAUGAAGCAGCAGCUGGUCAACAUCGAGGCCAGCAUUGGCGAGUUCAAGGAGCUGGUCGACGAGAGUCGCCACAAGAUCCUCCAGAACAACGAGCGCAUACUCAAAAUGCUAAUGGAGCAGUGAAAUGUUGUUUUUGUCUUGUAGUUUUUCGAAGUAUCUUUAAAUUGGAAUACGCCGGGUAAAUAAAGUAGACUUUCUCGAGUCCAAAAAUGGCAUUUCUUCUUAAGAUCAGAGUCAAUUGAUCCGAGCAAUAGACAUAAGAAGAUCUUAAUAUGAUUCUCAAAUAACUUUUGCAGUGUGUAUAAAGCUGAUCCGUCGGUAAACAAACCAGUUUCAU
Drosophila montana is the source of this 2206-nucleotide messenger RNA. It is a transcript of the gene IFT54, whose product is annotated as intraflagellar transport 54. Gene Ontology annotation, cellular component: intraciliary transport particle B; centrosome; axoneme. Gene Ontology annotation, molecular function: microtubule binding. The transcript is spliced from 4 exons. Bases 178 to 1992 code for a protein of 604 amino acids. Gene Ontology annotation, biological process: regulation of microtubule cytoskeleton organization; cilium assembly; intraciliary transport. The record is from RefSeq and is a predicted model, not a curated record. NCBI's taxonomy places the organism in Eukaryota, Metazoa, Arthropoda, Insecta, Diptera, Drosophilidae.